AUGUCGUCGCCAAAGACUAAAUCACCGGCUGGGCCCUCAUCCCCGGCGUCUGGGCCCAAGUCGACACCGUCUCCACAGACCGAACUUAUUCCCGCCGCAGACAACGAUGACGAUGUUCGAGAUGACGCCGACUCAACACUUGAAACAGACGCUGACAGCUCAACUGCCUCUGUUUCUUCAAGCAUCCUUCAUUACAGAAGUAUUCAGGGUCGCACGUUCCACAGCGACAAGUUCGUGACUGAGUAUUCCUUUCCGAAUGAUGAACAACAACUCGAGUCUGUUGACAUCAGCCAUCAUUACUUGACGGUUCUGCUCGACGGUCAGUUAUAUCUGGCACCCAUUGGAGAUAACGUCCAGAAAGCACUUGACGUUGGUACCGGAAGUGGGAUCUGGGCAAUAGACUUCGCAGAUCAGUUCCCCCAAGCUGAAGUGACAGCAACCGAUCUCUCACCAACACAGCCAAAAUGGGUCCCCCCAAAUGUACGUUUUGAAAUUGACGAUGCCACCGAAUCAUGGACCUGGAGAGACAACACCUUUGAUUUCGUCCACAUGCGUUAUCUCUUCGGAGCUAUCCAAGACUGGACCGCUUUAUACCAACAGGCCUACCGUGUUUGUACGCCUGGCGGUUGGGUCGAGUCCGUCGAAGCCGACAUUCAUUUCCGCAGCGACGAUGGCACAGCUGAAGAACAAGAGGUCUAUAAGUUGUGCAACAAGUUGUAUGAAGAGGGCGGCAAAGCGAUUGGUCGAACGUUCUUUGUGCAUGACUUGCAACCAAAGGGAAUCGAAGAGGCGGGGUUUGUGGACAUCAAGACAACAGACUACAAGAUUCCAAUUGGGGAUUGGCCCAAAGACUCAAAGCUGGCCGAGGUCGGCCGAUUUGUCAAGCUGACAUUGGAGAAUGAUAUUGAAGGAUAUACUCUGCUGUUGUGGAAUAAUGUGCUGCAGUGGCCAAAGGAUGAGUACCAAGUGUUCCUGAUGGGUAUACGAAAGGCCCUUCGCAACCGCAAGAUACAUGGUUAUUUUGUAGUGCGCUAUGUAUAUGGCCGCAAGCCGGAAUAA
Messenger RNA from Fusarium subglutinans, 1059 nucleotides. RefSeq names its product methyltransferase. Gene Ontology annotation, molecular function: methyltransferase activity. The transcript has 9 exons. Bases 1 to 1059 code for a protein of 352 amino acids. Lineage: Eukaryota; Fungi; Ascomycota; Sordariomycetes; Hypocreales; Nectriaceae. The record is from RefSeq and is a predicted model, not a curated record.